Molecule: messenger RNA, 884 nt
Organism: Parastagonospora nodorum SN15
Lineage: Eukaryota; Fungi; Ascomycota; Dothideomycetes; Pleosporales; Phaeosphaeriaceae
Exons: 2
Coding region: 1-810 (269 amino acids)
Source: RefSeq, a predicted model, not a curated record
AUGAGUCCUUCGGAUAUGGCGGAUGCACCGCAAGUCGUACCGCGGACCGACUACCCGGAGACGUCGUGGAAGUACGAAACUGCUGUUCCUGAGUAUCACGAUAAAUCGGCGCCGACUUAUGCGCAAACAACUGACGUGGAGGAUGAAGCGCCCAAGAAGGAUACCAGGAUAGUGGGGCUAAGGCGCCGGACUUUUUGGAUCAUUGUUGUGGUUGCGAUUGUGGUGAUUGGGGGUGGAGUUGUGGGCGCGAGUGUGGGAGGGACAUUGGCUGUGAAGAGAUCAGGGAACAAAUCUGAUCAAAGUGCCGAACCGCUGGAGGCAUUGCCGUCGUCUGCAUCAUCUCCAUCGUCAUCUCCAGUACAAUCAGUAAGCGCUUCACCGAUCAGUUCAUCGGCCACGCAAUCAGCAAUCGUUACAUCAGCCUCCAGCACCGUCCCGGCGGUCGCAUACGCGCCUCUAGACUUCACCCAAGUCAACACUAUCAACAUCGAAUGCCCGCCCAACGUCUACGUCUCAGGCCAGGAAUGGGGCAAAAAGUACCGCUAUAACUGUGAGAAGCGGAGGAGUGUAGGACUUGGCGGAAUCGACGUUUCAUCGUUCACGGCAUACACGUUUCAACAGUGCGUCGACGCGUGCAGCCAAUGGAACGAAAUGACCACGAAAACGACGCCAUGCAAAGCAGUGGUGAUAGCGUCGGACCUGAUGGGUCGACGUAGUGCAGGCAAUGGUGCGAACUGCUGGUUGAAGAGUUCGAGUGAUUCGGACGAUAAGGAGAUGCCAUUGAUGAACUCGUUCACGCUGAUACAAUGACGUUAAUGAGGAAGACGAAUGAGGGUACAGGUGGUAUACGAGUGUAGAAGGUAGCUAAAUAGAGUUGUCCUACC